AUGGAAUUGUCUUGUCACAAUCUCAUUACGUAGAGAAAGUGCUCAAGAAAUUUAAUGCCUAUGAAGGUCCUCUUUCUAGGACACCCCUUGAUCUUUGCUUAAAUCUGGAAGCCAAUAAAGGUCAACCAGUUGCUCAAUUGGAAUAUUCACGGAUAAUAGGGAGUCUAAUGUACUUGACGAACUGUACACAACCAGACUUGGCCUAUCCGGUGAAUAAUUUGAGUAGAUUUACAAGCAAUCCCAAUCAUGAGCAUUGGAAUGCUUUGAAAAGGGUACUGAAGUACUUAAAGUACACCCUUGAAUACGGGCUAAAAUACUCGAGACAUCCAGCAGUACUUGAAGGGUACU
Striga hermonthica is the source of this 348-nucleotide messenger RNA. Lineage: Eukaryota; Viridiplantae; Streptophyta; Magnoliopsida; Lamiales; Orobanchaceae. The record is from the annotation of a GenBank genome assembly.